CCACGCCCCAUCGGUGGGCGGGGUUGGGCGAAGCCCCGCCCACCCCACCCGCCGCCGGCGGUGCCGGGGCGACGGGCGCCCCUCCCCCACGUGACCGGAAGGGCCCCGGCCCCUCCCCGGUGAGGCGACCCCGCUCCCUUCCUCGCCCCUCCCCUCCCCGCCGGGAAGCGGUGACGCUGGCGCAGGGCGGGGCUUCUGCGGCACCGGAAGCGGCGCGUCCCAGUUCCCCGGUGUCCCCCUCCCCCCUUUCCCCCUCCCUUCCCCCCCCCCCCCCCCCCCUUUCCCCGCUCCCGGCGGCGGAGCCCAGCGCGCCGCGAGGGCCUGGGCGCUGGCACCGCAAAGGCCUCGAAGCGGCGGGCCCGGGCUCCCGGUGUCGGCGGCGGCUCCUGGUUCUAGCAGGUGAGAACACUAAUUUAUACCCCAGGUGAGGAUGCAGUUUGAAAAUGCCAAGGAAGCCCAAACUAAAAUCUUCUUCACUUUUGAACAAAAACAGGAAGUUCUUGGCAUAAGAGAUCACUACUAUCUCUUGAUCACCCAGAAGACACAAUGAGUGUUAAAGCUUUCAAGCUCGUUUCUGCUGUCGAGCGGGAGAUGUUAAUGGGAGACAAAAAUUACAUCAACAUCGAAUCCAUUGAGUGUUGUGGGAAGAACCUCUAUAUUGGAACCAAUGACUGCUUUAUCUAUCACUUUCUGUUGGAUGAAAAGAUAUCAACAGCUGGGAAAAUAACUUUUGCUGCCACCAAGCAACUGCAUAAAUACCUGGGCUUGAAGAAGCCUGUGAGUGAGCUGAAAGCAGCCUCUGCCCUCACCAGGCUUCUUGUGCUUUGCGACAACACGAUAACACUAGUUAACAUGAUGAACUUGGAACCUGUCCCCACUGGUGCUAGAAUCAAAGGAGCUGUGACGUUCACAUUAAAUGAAAAUCCUGUGAGCGGGGAUCCUUUCUGCGUCGAAGUCUGCAUUAUCUCGGUCAAGCGGCGGACCAUUCAAAUGUUCAUGGUGUUUGAAGACAGAGUCCAGAUAGUGAAGGAAGUGUUUACUCCAGAGCAACCCUGUGCUGUGGCCGUAGAUGGUUAUUACUUAUGUCUUGCACUUACUACACAGUAUAUAAUUUUGAACUAUAAUACCGGCGUCUCCCAGGAUCUAUUUCCUUAUUGCAGUGAUGAGAAACGGCCAAUUGUGAAAAGGAUAGGCAGACAAGAGUUUCUGUUGGCUGGCCCCGGAGGCCUAGGCAUGUUUGCAACUGUAGACGGGAUUUCACAGCGUGCCCCUGUGCACUGGUCGGAGAAUGUGAUUGGAGCAGCGCUGUGCUUUCCUUACGUGGUUGCUCUCGAUGAGGAGUUCAUUACAGUGCACAGCAUGCUGGACCAGCAGCAAAAGCAAACCCUGCCUUUUAAAGAAGGUCACAUUCUACAGGACUUUGAAGGAAAGGUGAUCGUUGCUACUAAUAAGGGUGUGUAUAUCUUGGUGCCACUACCACUGGAAAAACAGAUUCAGGAUCUUCUAGCCAGCCACAGAGUGGAAGAAGCCCUUGUUCUAGCAAAAGGAGCUCGAAGGAAUAUUCCAAAAGAGAAAUUUCAGGUAAUGUACAAACGAAUCCUGCAGCAAGCAGGUUUUAUACAGUUUGCACAGCUUCAGUUCCUUGAAGCAAAAGAACUCUUCAGAAGCGGCCAGCUUGAUGUCCGGGAGCUGAUCUCUCUCUACCCCUUCCUGUUGCCUACUUCCUCUUCAUUUAUACGGUCUCAUCCCCCUCUGCAUGAGUACGCGGACCUAAACCAGCUGACCCAAGGGGACCAGGAGAAGAUGACAAAAUGCAAAAGAUUCCUCAUGAGUUACUUGAAUGAAGUCCGCAGCACUGAGGUUGCAAAUGGCUACAAGGAGGACAUUGACACGGCUUUACUCAAGCUAUAUGCAGAGGCAAAUCAUGAAAGCCUGCUGGAUCUGCUAGUUUCGGAGAACUUUUGUCUUUUAACAGAUAGUGCUGCCUGGUUGGAAAAACACAAAAAGUAUUUUGCCCUUGGUCUCUUGUAUCACUACAAUGGUCAGGAUGCUGCAGCUCUUCAGUUAUGGGUAAAGAUAGUUGAUGGAGACAUUCAAGAUUCUACACGUUCAGAUCUCUAUGAAUAUAUAGUUGACUUCCUUACCUUCUGCUCAGACCACGAUCUAGUGUGGAAAUACUCUGAAUGGGUUUUACAAAAAAAUGAAGAGGUUGGCAUACAGAUUUUCACUAAAAGGCCUUUGGAAGAACAGGAGAAAAGCAACUUUAAUGCAGAUGAUAUCAUCGGUUGCCUUAACAAAUACCCUAAAGCACGUGUUAAAUAUCUAGAACAUCUAGUAUUGGAAAGAAAAAUAGAGAAAGAAAAGUACCAUACUCAUCUAGCUGUCUUGUACUUGGAGGCAAUACUUAAGCUAAAAUCUGUGACCGUGGAUAAUUGUACAGAAACAACUGAACUGCUGUUUAAACUACGUGGUCUUCUUCAGAAAUCUGAUCUUUAUAGAAUUCACUUUAUUUUGGACAAAAUCCAGGGCACAGACCUUCAUAUGGAAAGUGCAAUUUUAUAUGGAAAACUAGAAGAACAUGAGAAGGCUUUGCAUAUCCUUGUCCACGAGUUAAAGGACUUCCAUGCUGCUGAAGAAUACUGUAUGUGGAACUCGGAGAACAGAGAUGUGCAGUACAGGCGGAGGCUUUUCCAUCUGCUGCUGUCGGUGUAUCUAAAUCCAGGCACUUCGGACUGUGCGCUGGUCACGGCGGCUGUGGAUCUCUUGAACAACCACGCUGCUGAAUUUGAUGCAGCUCUAGUUCUGCAGGUGGUGCCUGACAGCUGGUCAGUGCAGCUCCUCUCCCCGUUUCUGGCUGGAGCAGUGAGGCAAAGCAUUCAUACGAAAAGAAUGACUCAGGCUGCACUUGGGUUAGCACAAGCUGAAAACUUAAUCUACAAACACGAGAAGGUUAAACAAAAAGGAACCCCAAUUCUUCUUUCGGACAAAAAGGUCUGCCAGGUGUGCCAAAAUCCUUUCUGUGAGCCUGUAUUUGUAAGAUACCCAAAUGGGGGUAUGGUCCACACACACUGUGCUGCAAACAGACAUCUGAAUUCAAACAUGACUCAUCACUCCUCCAGCUCCAACAAUCAGACUUGAAAUAUGUUCCAGGCCACAGAUUCUCAUGACUUGUACCCCAUUGAAAGUGGGCUGGAAAACCAAACAAAGUGCAGCUACUUUAGGUGUAAAUCAAGAUGAACCGCUAGUCUUUGGGUUAAUGGGAAGACUUCCAGUAAAUAUGAAAUAUCGCCACUUAUCUUUUUGAUUUCUAAUGAAUGUAGAUAGAAAAUUCACUACCAGAAAUGGAGAGGUGCAGUUAUAGGCUCUUCUGUAUAUAGUAAUAAACAGUUAAAGGAAAUGAGCCUUUUCUUCAGAGUAAGGAUGAAUGUUAUGGAGACAAGGCAAACAGGUAUUUUAAGAAAUGUCACUUUGCACUGAUUGUGGUGUUGAUAAAUUUGUAGAGGUGGAGAUGGCAUCUACUGGAGUUGGAAUUCUUGGAACACUGCGUGACAAGACUGGCACCAUGCAGCUUACUAUCAAGACAAAAAUAUGUGUUGGUUAUAAUGUUUGCUGCAGCAUGUCCUCUUUUGGGCCAGAUUCUCUUCCCCAGGAUCACAUUAUGAACUUUGUUUUUGCUCUACAAACUGUUGGCUUUUGAUGCACUUUUUAGUACUUCCCCCACCUCCCCAGCCCCUCUCCUCUGCUGUAUAGCAUUUAAAUGUAAGCACUGGUCCAUUGGGUUUCUACUCUUACAGUUACUGUAAUAAACUGAGUGGGAACUAAUAGCCUCAGUCGCAUGGCUGUGCUUAGAAGAUUAAAAAAAAAAAGUCAGAUUGUCUGGUCAGACUGUAGUCACUUUUAUAUGGGGGAAGAGACCUUAACUUUUAUUUAUUAAUAUGCAAAUAUACUGUACAUACAGUUGAAUAAAUUGAUCUUAUAUCAUUCUAGAGUUUCUUUGGAGGAUAAAGAUAUAGCUGAUACAUAAGUGUACAGGUUAUGUGCUAAAUGUUUGCUAUAACAUAACUUAGGCAGAUUGGGACUCCACAAGAAUAGGUUUUAGUACUUGUAGAUGACUUUGUGCAAUCAAAAUCACGAAAAGAAGAUAUAAUUGGGAAGAGAUCUACAGAGGUGCACUACAGGGGGGUACUGGAUGUGUUUUAUUCUACAAAGCAUUCUGUAAACUAAGUUUUUUCAAGUCACAACAAAAACGCUUUAUUUAAUUGCCCUGAUCGGUAUUCACUUUGCUAUUUAACCAUUUUAAAGCAACCGGUUUAAAAGAAGCAGCUUUCCCCAAGAAAGGUUCAAAAACGAUGACUUUAAAUAAACGUAUUACCGAGUCAAAGCAAUUCUUUUAAUUCUGUAACGCUCUAAUAAGUACCAAGCUCUCCUGACCAGCAUGCAGUUGAGUUAGCAGGGCUGCUGACCGUUUCAGCGUUCCACACCAGGAUGCAGCCUUUCAGCAGUAUGGGAUAUCUGCGUGGUAUCUUCUAGAUGCGGUCUCAUCAGGGGCCUCCUGGUACGGAGAGGUUGGCUAAGGAAGCAGCCUUGUAAGCGUAGUGCUGCCUCCAAGGAGGGGCAGCCAGACUAUGUUUAGGGGGAAAGAAAAGAAAUCUCCAUUCCUUUGUUUUUGAACAACAAGACCUUCAGAUCUUUUUCUUUCACGAGUUUGACAUUAGAAAAGUAUAGCUGUUUUGCUGGGCUUUAAAAAUUCGAUAAAAUGCAAGUAAGGAAUUCUGUAGCUCGUCCCGCUAAGACAUUGUAAGCCACGUUUAGUGAAAGGCACCUUCAAAACCAGACAGAUGUGGGCGUCUCUGACUUAAUUCUGGCAUGAAUGAUUCUCCCAUGGCACUGCUAUGAGCAGUCUCUUGUGUGUUUUGUAUUCACGAUUUUCAAACAUUGUGCAUACAACUGGCAAUGAUGACAUGGACAGAUCUGUAGUCCCCUGUCCUCAAAACACUUACUGAUAGAGAGGAGGUGAUUUUACAAAGAUCUGAUAAGUCUUUUGUGUACAGUCGCAUGCAGUUCAUAAGAAAUACUUUCUUUUCCUGCAAGCAUCCUCGGUAUGCUCUGUUCCUGUCUAAUAAGGAGGUACUAAAACAAAAACCACACUCCAUGAUUAAGAUUAAUUCUAGCCACUAGGUAGUGAUGAUCUUAGUCUUGUCAACUAGAAUUGCAAUGGAAUAGAGGACAUAUCAUUCCAGACCACAAGAAAGUUCUUAAUUGUUACUGAAUGAAGAGGUAUGUCUGUGAAAGAUUAAACAAUUCCUUAUUAAGAUUUUUUUCAGAUUUGUACUUUGGCUAAAAUGCAGCAGUAACAAUAAUUGUACAUACUGAACAAAUACAGAAAUCAGAGUAAUGUAAGGUAGCAUAUUUGCAAUCAUAGAUGCCUAAAACAGUGAUUGAUUAAGUUGGAGGAGCUAACUCUUAGCCCCCCUGAAAUGUGGACUGGAAAAAUAAUGACAUUUGAUUUAUACAUUGUUACCUUUUUCUUUGUUAAAUUUUGUACUAGAACUCAUUUCGAUGAAUUAAUAUGGAAGUCCUAUGGUAGCAAAAAGAAAAAAAAAAAAAAAAAAAAAACAGAAAAAAACCCGACAUGAGGCUGAAGUAGAGCAGUUGGUCAGCAGGGAGGUGGCAGGUGGAGGAUGCUCUUCCAGUGUGCGUACAGCGCUCGAGCAAUUGGCAGAAUACUCGACCAGAGGAGAUGACAGCCUCCGUCUGCGUGGCGCGUGGUAUUCUGUACUUCAUCACCAGGAUAUUUAUGGCAGGCCUGCAUUCGGAUUCCCUUAGGUAGGACAACUGCAACACCCUUUGGGUAAGUGAACCUCCCGUUGGAGAACCCGAAUUCAUUCCUCCUUUUAUUUUGGCACUGUCACUUUGCUCAUGCCUGUUCUGUGUACCUGAAGUGCUGGGGCAGCGUUGCCGCUGUGGUGAGUUCUGGUAUGGCUGCAGCAGCAAGCAGGGGAUGAAUGGUGAACUGGUUAUUAGUCCCUGACUGGAUACCUGAAGCAGGAGAGGCAGGAAAGAGGAACAUUUCUUCGACCAUCCUUCUGGUUGGGUAAUCAAAUGGGUUCUGGGAGUUUAAGCUUGAUGCAAUCUUUUUCUUUCCAGUUAGGGAAUGUGGUGGCUUAAACCUGCCCUUGGAGAGAGGAGAUUCUGUCAGAACAUUUCUUCUUAAUUUAGCUCUUGCUAAAUUACUUGUGUUUGUAAUUCAUCUCUCUCACUUUUUUUUUUUUUUUCCUUAGGAAAAAUUUGUGCGUAUAUGUGUGAAAACCAAAACAGUAGUGCAGAUUUUUUUUUUAAUGUGUCUGUGAUUCAGGCCAUAAUAAAUCAGAUUGGUCUCUCACACAGGUGCUUUUGCAGACACUGAGGCACAUUUGAUUAACACGUAGGUUCUAAUUACAGAAAUACUGCAGCUCUGACUAUUUUGGCCAUACCCCGUUACAGCCGUUGAUACAUACAGAAAGCACUGGUUAAACCCUUUUCUACUCUUCAUAUCUCCAUGCUUCCUCUCGUAAAAGUUACCUAUGACAUGUAUAUGUCAUCAUACGCAGUUAUUUCCCCUCUCUAAGUCAAAAAGAGAGGGAAAAUACUAAUGAGGAAAAAUUGCCCAGAAUCUGGCAGUCUGCUUGAAACAAGAUUCAUGGCUGUACGUUUAUGGGAGAGAAUUCAGUCAGAUCUUCAUUUCUGUGAUUUAAAGGGAUAAGCUGCCACAGCGAUAAUAUCACAGGAAUACUGAUCUUAAAGUCUGGAGAAAAUAAGCAAUUGCUUUUUGUUACACAGAGCGCACCACAGGUACCUGGGGGCUGACUUCUGUGGUGGCUCCGGCGUGCACGGGAGUCGGGAUUACAAUGAGAACUCCUCUCUGCUCCCCACUCUCCAAAAGGUUUCCAACCCUUGUUAGCUGGUUAAUGUCACGCUUCUAGCACUUCAGUGACGUGGGUAUAAAUCCUGGGAGUUCCGUGUGGACUCCUGUGCGCAUCUGUCUUUGUUCAUUAAAAUGUCACUUUCUUAGUCAACCACGUGAAACCCUAAUAAUGUCAGCUGUGGAAAGGUGGUGGUAGGGAUGGAGUAUGCGUGUGUUUUCUGAGCCCUUUAUUGCAUGUUUGAACACACAUGCAUUGUCCUGACUCUGCCGAAUCUUUAUAACAAUGUCUGUUCUUUGCAGGACUCCUAUUCGGAAUGGCAUUAAAAAAUAUUUUAUACAGUUGUAUCAAGAAGUAACUUUUUUAUUACUCUUCCCAAUUCGCUGCAGUCUCUACUCAGCAUAGCUCUAAGUGUUUUAUUAACAUCCUGCUGUUUAUAACAGGCAGCAACUAAUACAUUUUCAUUGUGAACUCUCCUCCUAUUGCCUAUAUUUACUAAUUAAUUUUUCUCUUGCUGUACAGCACUUUGGGGCUUAUGCCUUGUGAACACUGAUAAUUAAAUGUGCUGCUACUUUUAAAGGGAAAAGAAGGGAAGAGGUUAAUGAUGUUCUGUAAUGUCUAAUUGAUUACAAAACUGAAGUUCCCCUGCAGUAAAUUUUUUUUCAGAUGGAAAUCUGUACUGUUAAUGCUUUCUGACUUAAUGGUUAUGUUGGUGAACAUAUACAGCAGUACGUGGAAUGUACAAAUGUAUAAAUAUGUUGAUUUUUAAUAAAAAAAUCUUUUAAUUA
Messenger RNA from Tyto alba (common barn owl), 7690 nucleotides. It is a transcript of the gene TGFBRAP1, whose product is annotated as transforming growth factor beta receptor associated protein 1. The transcript is spliced from 13 exons. Bases 547 to 3138 code for a protein of 863 amino acids. The record is from RefSeq and is a predicted model, not a curated record. Lineage: Eukaryota; Metazoa; Chordata; Aves; Strigiformes; Tytonidae. Gene Ontology annotation, biological process: endosomal vesicle fusion; autophagy; vesicle-mediated transport. Gene Ontology annotation, cellular component: membrane; cytoplasm.